Bemisia tabaci is the source of this 12277-nucleotide messenger RNA. It is a transcript of the gene mbl, whose product is annotated as splicing regulator muscleblind. Gene Ontology annotation, biological process: regulation of RNA splicing. Gene Ontology annotation, molecular function: RNA binding; metal ion binding. Gene Ontology annotation, cellular component: cytoplasm; nucleoplasm. The record is from RefSeq and is a predicted model, not a curated record. Lineage: Eukaryota; Metazoa; Arthropoda; Insecta; Hemiptera; Aleyrodidae.
CCGACGGAUGAGAACUUGCGCUGACGUAAGCCGUGCGUGUCGUUUUCUUCCGUUCUUAGAUUCUCCUCUGUGCACGAAAAACAAGGAGGUUAUAAAAUAGUUAUCAGUUUCGAAAUUCAAUUUUCCAGUCUCAGUAAGGUCGUUCGUAUCGUGUGAUUAGUUCGUGCCCCGUUUAACUUGGAUUUUAAUCGGUUUCAUUGUUCUUUUAGCUUAAAAGAGCUCUAACCCCUCCUUUUUGUGGAGAGAAGCCUAGACCCAUUAAAAAUGUAUUCUAAGCAUUGUUAACUUCUGGAUCGGCCCGUCAGCUUGCUUACCCUGCCCGUCAGCCAUUGCUCGCUUGGAACGCCGCUAUACCCUUCCCCACCCCGCCCACGCCCUUGGAUACAUCUCUUUACGCCACAGACAAAAAUACGUGUGACCCGCUCUCCGUACUACCAAACAUACGAAGAAAGCUUUUAACCAUUUAGUUCUCUUCCAUUUUUCUUUUGGUAUUUUUUUAAUUGGCUUCUUAGAUUUAUUUUUGCUGGCCUUCGAAGAUCACGUAUCUCCUUCCGACCGAUCAUUUUUUAUUUACUCUUUUGGAUCAAACACUCUCUCGGCUUUGUUUUUGUUGCUAAAGUCCUCCAAACAGUGACCCUUUAAAUUGGCUUCCUUGUGCUAUCUCCUCUCUCGAAUCGUCAGUUCGACACCCGCAGCGCAGUGAGUCAGUGCAAAUCCAAUUGUGUUCAAGUUUCAAGUAAAUACGCAACGGUGCUAGUCAAAAUUCCCAAUUGCCCCCGGACUUGUUGUUAUGAUCAGCGCGGAUCACAACGAAUGGUGACGAGUGUCGACAACGUGAUAACGGAGUUGAAGUAGGCGCCAAGUGCCUGCAAUUAGCGAUCAGUCUUUUCGCGGGAUCGACGUGGCGUUAGGUCUGGCCGGCCUAGCCUCCGCCGGAAUCAUUAUUUCGACCUCGAAUUCGUGCGGAUUCCCGAACCUGUAUAUCCCCGGGAUCCCUGAAGGCGGCGCCGGGGCCCCCGUACCCUCGGAGUCGAGUGAGUGCCAGUCGCCAGCUCUCGGGCAGCCCCCGCAGGGCCAGAGCCACCCGCAGGUCUUCUCGUCGCCCGAGUACUCCCUGCCGACCGUCACAAUCGCGACCAUAGCGGCCCCCGUGCUCCCUCCCCCGCAGCCACCCCCCGCCCCCGGCAUGGCCAACAUGGUCAACAUGAACAACCUCCUCAACGGCAAGGACUCGAGAUGGCUCCAGCUGGAAGUGUGUCGCGAGUUCCAGAGGAAUAAGUGCACGCGGCCCGAUACCGAGUGCAAGUUCGCUCACCCGCCUACCAACGUCGAGGUCCUCAACGGACGAGUCACCGCCUGUUACGACAGCAUAAAGGGACGAUGCAAUCGAGACAAGCCACCCUGCAAAUACUUCCAUCCGCCGCAGCAUCUGAAAGAUCAACUUUUAAUAAACGGAAGAAAUCAUUUAGCUUUGAAAAAUGCCCUACUGCACCAAAUGGGCCUGGCGUCCGGGCAACCUUUAGUACCAGGCCAAGUUCCCACAGUGGUCGGAGGUAAGCUGGCGUUGGCCCCCGCCCCUCACCCAGCCCUUCAGCACGCCUCUCAACUAGGCUUAAUGGCAACGACGCCGUAUUUAACAGGGAUGCCCCAAGUUAACAGCACGUUCAGUCCAUAUUUUAGCCCAGCACCAAUGAUGCCUACUUUAGUCGCCCAAGAUCCAACCGGAUCCCUGGGAAUGGUUCAACAAACUGUGGUUGCCGCCACCACAGCCCAACAAAAGAUGGCGCGCUCCGAUAGACUAGAGCCCUCAACCGCUGCCACCUCUAUGUCUCUUGCCGCAUCUCCCAUCGAGCUUGCCGGAAGGAAACGAACCCGAAAUCCAUCCGAUGACUUAUUAAUGAUGGAUAUGAAAGCAGUUGGUCAGCUUUAUUAUGAUAAUUUUGCAUUUCCUGGGAUGGCGUACAAACGAGCCGCAGGUGAUAAGUCUGGAGUGCCUAUGUACCAGCCUGGUGCUACAGCAACGUACCAACAGUUGUUGCAACCAUUUGUGCCGGUCUCAUUUACAGGACAUCCCCCUGGAGUUCCUCGAUUUUAGGCUACAACUGUGAUUCGUUGGACGUAUCUAGUUUUUCAUCUCCAGUCAGGCAGGGAGUUUUGUAUCUCCUUUUUUUCUUCUAAGGCUGUGACUUAAAUAACGUCUACGAUGAAGAUAUUUUAGUAUAUUGACCGUCUUUACUCACUCAGCAAGUGCCACAUCUCUUUACUAUCUUGUAAGUAACUAAUUUUAAUUAAAUACAAAUAAAACAAAAAAAAUUAUAUGUAAAUUUAUUUAUUCAUACAAAGAGAUAUAAAUAUGUAUGUAUAGCGUAAUUGUAAUUUGUUAAGUAUAAUCAGAAAUUGUAGUAUUAUAAUUUUUAGGUUCUAGGUUAUUUAUGAGAAGUUCCUUCUUGUAGUGAUUGACUGACCUUUGACCUUUUGUUGCAAGUAUUAAUCAAAGGAAUUUUGUGUAAACUAUUUGUAAAUAGGGAAUUUGUAAUGCAAAGUUGUUUCUCCCCAGUGUAACUGAAGAUAUUGUCAUGUAGCAUGCAGAUGCAUCUUAAUUUAUUUUAUUUUUUUCUUUUAUCUUCUUUUUAACUUUUCUGAUAUGAACACGGUGUAAAACUCCAAGUUUCAAUCAGUUGACAGUUCAGUCUGUAUAAAAUGAGUCAUAGGAAAUUGAUUAAGGCACACUGAGGGCCUAUCUAGGGUAAUUCACUGUAGACCUUUCCCAGUCUUGUUUUUUUAAAAAUGUUAAAUCUCUUUAGUCAAAAUUACUGUUAAUCAAAGGAAAGAGCAAUUUUUUUGAAGGAAAGAACUUCUUCAACAGAUUUAUCAAAUUCAAAUGUUACUGUUUCAAGCAUUACGUCCAGCAAUCUUGUGAGUCAUUCAUCACACAUUUGUAAAAUAUCCAAAGAUAUUGGCAUUAGUUUGAAUGGGAAGAAGAAAAUAUCAAAUCCCCUGUCGUCUCAAAAAGUUAGCCAGCUUAUUUGGCAUGGGUUCUAAGAGAAUCUUAACGGAAAUAAAAGGAUUUCUACAAAAAGUGCAGUCAAACAAAAAAAUUGCUCUGUCUUUUUGCGCAAGGUUUGAUUCUUUGAACAAAUCGUCUCACAGGAUACAUUCCAUUCCUCUAAAUGUAUGUUUCUUAUAAAAUUGUAUGCAUGAAAAUACUCAGCAGUCACAUUUCAGUAUGAUAAUUAUUUAUUUGAGAAACUAUCCUUUCAUGAAGACUUUAACUCAUCGAGAAAUUUUCUCCAAAAUCAUCACUUUCAAAUGACAUUCAAGUUCACAUUCGCAUUAAAUUUGCUAGAGUCUUGAUUUUAUUUUCGGUCACUCUUUUUGGUGUACCUCCAGAUCUAAAACUAUAUAGAAUGAAAGGAAACAUUCCCCCCUCCCUCCCAUCAAUUUCUCAGUAAAAUUUCAGUUAUCAUUUGUUCUCCCACAAGUCCAACCAACAAAUGAAAGAGAGAGAAAAAUCUCUGCUCUCUCCCUGUGUUCACUUUUUCUCAAAUCAGCCACUUUAGUAGAAAAUGCGUCAGCUCUGUUUAGGAGAUAAUACUAUAUGAUUACUUAAUUCUAAAAUUUGUUGAAGUUUAAUUCAAUUAUUUUUUCAUUCUUUCUUAUUAUUUUCUUUUCCUAUUGAGUAUUUAGAUUUCUUAGCAAAAUUUAAAAAUUAAUAAUAAAUGCUGACUGAGAAAUUCAGUUCUGCUCAAUGUAUUUAAACAAACUAACAAGAAAAUUUUCAAACAUCAUUUGACUGAUAUCUUGCUUUCCUGGAUUUUUAUCUCUUCACUCGCAAGUACUCAUUUUGUUUUUAAAUCUUUUUUCUGAGUGGGCCUAUUAGUAAGUGCAUUAACAAUCAAUGGAAAGGUAGGUUUAUGUAUUCAUUAAUUUAUUUGAUGUACUUUUAUUUUUACUUUUUUGUAAGAAAAGAAGAAAAAAACAAGGAAACAAACUAGUUGCUUUUCUCUACAGUGAUCAUAAGAUGAUGUAGACUCAAUUAAAUCUGCAUCACAAUCAAAGUCAUUUCAGGUGUAGCUUUUAUGUUCAUGGAGCCUUGAUGUACCGUUUAAAUUUAAAAUUGAAGGAAAAAGAGUUUUUCAAUUGCAUUCCAAUGUUCUACUUUCUCUGUUGAUGCUCACUCCUUUUCACUCAAAAACUCACAAUUAACCUCAAAAGCAGCACUCUAAACCAAACUAAGAUGCUCUUUUGAUGGUAGUUUCCAAACGAAAGGUGCAUAGUUGAACUAGACAUUGCUGUAAACAUUUUUUCUCUUGUGGGAAGAGGCUCUUUUAACAUGUAUUUCUCGUACAAUACCAUAAAAAGGAAAAAACCUUACUUUCUUUCAUUUUUUUCUAAAUUUUUGAGACUUAACACAGGCUGUCCCAAAGUCUUGCCUUUAACGGGCAUGGGGAAUGACCCUAAUUCCCAUCUUGUCCAUGAACACCUGAGUUACACUUGAGAUGUGGUAACUCAUAAGAUUAGUAAUGAGAUGAUGCCUCUUUAACUGGACUUCUGUAUCGAUGGCUAAAGUGUGCAAUGGCGUGUGUAUCUCCAUUGCAAUGUUUCAAAAUUAUUGCUCCUAUUUUGUUUUUCAAAGAGGAACAAACCAACUUAACAACUAGAAGUUUACACAGAAUAUUCUGCUAACACGGAAGAAUAUUUUCUAGAAAUUACGUCAAGUGGUUUUUCCAAGUUUGACAGGAAGUUUGCAACGCCUCAAACAAAGAUACACGGUUUCACACUUUGACCAUCGAUAGCUUUAAUCUCUCGCUCAGAAUUACAAUCAAUGCACCCCUUUUGAGAUUACCUAUGAAUUGUAAGAAUCAUUCAGAAAUCUUGUUAAUACAUCUCACCAUUUUUUGCUCUGAUUCCUCAGUAUGAAAUAUGAGCAGCUUCAUAUAUAUUCUCUUGACAAAAUUUUGGUUUACCGUUUUUCAGUAUUCAAGAUAUUGAUCGUGAUCAAUUAAUAUCUAUGUUUUUCCCCCCUCUAUUUCUUUUUUGUUAUAAUAUGGUUGAAAUAUUCUUUCACAAGUAGGAAUCAGCUCCUUUGUGAAAAAUAUUCCAAUUUUUAUGAAAAAUUAGAAUAUUUAUUUGUCAAAUUUUAACCAAACUAAGAAAGGCUGAAAGAAGAAUUUAUUGAUCAUCUGUUUUCUCUGAUUUGCACCCUUUGUACCUUUUUCUCCUAUUUAAUUUUAGACUUCUUCAAACUUAUACUUUGUGUUGUGCAACCACCAAUAGUUCUUUUUUUUUAUUAUUUUUUAUUUAAUCAUUCUUCCUUCUCGUGUAUUUAGUGAGAGACUAUGAAGCUCCAAUUUUUUUUUCUAAAUAUUCUUGUAAUUAUAUAGUAGGAUUUAUUAUCUAAUUUGUAUUAUAUAUUUGUAUCAAACCAACAAAAUAAAAGAAGAAAAAAUAGGAAAAAGAAAAUGUAAGAAGUGCCUCUAUUAUCUGAUUUGAUAAGUAUUGCUGUUCAUUUAUUUCUGUUUACCAUAAUCCAGUUUUUCUUAACUUUUAUUCUUUGUCUCCUUAAUAUUUUAAGACCAUGUAGAUUUCACAUUGUCAUUUGGAUGAAAGUUGUGAUUUUGACUUUGCACACAGUUUUUUUCUUCUCUCUCUUUCUACAGAUCGAUUGGGAACUGGGUUUUUUUUUUUUUUUUUGUGAUCCGUUUUAAGUAUUAUAUUACUAUUAAGUUUCGAAUUGAUCGAUCAGAAAACCUUUAGAAUUAAAAAAGGAAAAAGUGUACCAAAGGACUCCAGCUAACACUUGAGAUUUCAAUGAAAACAAUUUAGGUAUUGUAAGUAAUUAAGUAAAUGUAGAGCCUUUAAAUUUGGAAAUGUGCGGGGGUAAAUUUUUCUCAUUCUCAGAAUGCGUGUAACUUUAAUCAUCCUAUUUUUGAAAGAAACCUUGAGCAUGACACUGUUCAUUAAAAGUGAAAGUAGAAGAACACAUAUUAAUUUAAAUUUUGCUGUAAUGCAAAUUUUCCAGGAAAAGAAAAAAAAAGAAUGCAUAGAGAAGCAAAACUACAUGUACAAAAAUUGUGCAAUCAUGAUGAGUAAUCAUCUUUUGAAAAGGAAAUCUGUAACUACGCAAACUGAGAAGUGUGUUUUACUCGUACACAGCACAUAACUUCUUUUUACAAAUUCCAAUUAAUUUAGUAAUUAAUCAAUGAAGACUCCAUAAUUUAGGUCUGUAAAAAAUAUCAAGGGUGUGGUUUUACACAGUUAAGUAGAGACGAAAAAGCACCAAGAAACUAAUGUUCUGAAGGGAAGGGGUAGAUCCUUUAUUUUACCUCCAGAGUAGGGCAAGGGGUAGAGAAGUAAAAAAAAUAGUGAUAAAAUCAUCAUUUUCCAGCCCCAAAAUUAAUCAAUAGCCUCUCAAAGUCAGAUGGGCUGGAUCUUCCCCCGGAAUGACUAAAUUCUGAAGCCUUGUCCAAGUUGUGCAAUUCAUUGGUCCAACAUACCAACCGGUGACUUGGAUUUCCUCAAGUGUCUACCACUGUCUUUCAUAUUCAACAAUUUACUGUCUAAAAAAGCACUGAUUGGUUCAAGUAAACUGUAAUUUUCUUAAUUUUCUCUUAGGUUAAUGAUCAGGAAUCCUCUGAAAGGCAAGAAUGAAUUGAAAACCAUUCAAACAUGUACAGGCCAUAUUUUUGCAGCUUCUUUUAAUUACUAUCAUACAUUUAAGACAAAUUCAAGAGGAGUGUUGUGAUCAAAAUGAUUUUAAUUUUCAGUUUCAAAAUUUUAAAUCGUGAACUUAAAUUUCCGCGAAGGUUCAUCAGUAAAUUUUCAAGCAAUCAUAUGUAGUAAGUAUGUAUUGAUGCAAAUAGAAACUAGAUGAAGAGAACAAACUUAUUCAAAAUUUCUAUGAAUAUCCUGAAACUCUGUAACACUACCACGACAUCUUCAAUUUCAUUGGUUUUGCUCGAAUUCUUCAAAUAAAAUGUCAUUAUUUCAGUUAGAACUGUCGCUGAAUCAAAUGGCUGACUUUUAAAGUGCAACAAAAGAUCUACAGUCCUCAUUUCCUCGUUGGUUCUGUUAAUAAAUUCAAUAUUGUAGAUGGUGAAUCUUUUGACCCACUUUAAGACUCUACCUUCAAUUUGGUAUGAUUUUAACAUGUUCAACUCCUGGAAUAUAAGGUAAUAAAGUCGCUGGAAUCAUGUGGAAUUUUUACAAAUUAGCUAUACCUACCUGACUAAUUAUUACUGAACAAAUUUUGUGAUUCAGAAUCAUUAUUUUUUUUUUUUUGAAGUGGAAAGAUAUCUUAAAUUUAUACUGUUUUAAAUUUUUCAAGUGGCUCUUCAUUGUAUUCUUAAGAGGAAAACGAAACAUUAAAUUCAUAAGUGACUCUUAAUAUUCUUCAUAAAAGAUAUGUAUGCUCUGAUUCCUGUUUUCAGAGCUUUUGAACUAAAAAAAAUAUUAAAACAUUAAAAAAAUGUAUAAUAAUAACAAUUAAAAAAAUGAUACGCGUUUCCAAAUUUCUUUAUUUCAGUUUCGGUUUCAUUUUUGUACUUUUUAAGGGAAGGAAAACUGGUGGAUCAAGCAGUAUGGAUGCAUAUUUGAAGACUGAGGAAAGACAUUUUUGCUCGAUUCAUUUGAGUCAUUUUUAUAAAAAUUAAAAUCUUGAAACUAGUCCAUUUAGACCUGCACUUAGUGCAUGAAACCAUUCAAUACAAGUUCGUAAGUGAUGUAUUGAAUUGAGAUGUCGUAAAAUUUAGGCAAAGCCUUCACAAUUCAAAUGUAACAAUAAACUCUAUCCUCUUUUGUAAUUUUAAGUUUUUGCUCUCUACACUUAAAAAUAAGUUUAAACGUAUACUUUAUACUAUUGAAUUUUUUAUUCAUCUUCUUUCUCUCAUUUAACCUAGCCUUUGUUGUCAGGUAAUAAGUUUUCAUCUUUUCUUACAUUCAGCUGGAAGGCUAGGGAACGAAACGUGAUAGUUUGCUGGUUUGAUUUAUCAAUUUUUAUUUACCAGUGUUGUACGUUGUAAGUUUGGAAUUUUAUUCCAGUUGUUAAUGCCGGUUCUACCGCAAAUUUUUGCUGGUUUUAAUGCAAUUUUUUUUUCUUUUUUUUAUGAAGUGUUUGAGGGUUUGUGCAAUUUUUCAAAUUUGAUACAUAAGAAGAAACUCAGUCUGUCAUAUCGGCACUCUUCUAAUGUAAAGGCGUAUCUCUAUUUCAACAUGAGCCUGGAAACACAUGGAGUUGUAUGGAAAAUAGAACUCUACUCAAAAAGCAGUUACGCCCUUAUGUCAGAGGAGCGGCGAUGUGUCAAAUAAAAAUGGAAAUUUCUUCGGCGUUAUCUACUUACUAAUUUAUUUUUUAUUAUUUUCCAUUUCAAUCUGUUUUUGGUUUUAUUUUACAGUUUAUUUAUUCAUUUAAUUUUUGGGGGGGGGGAGAUUUUGGAGACAGAAAAUUGAUUGAUACUCGGUCUUAAAAUUAUUGUCGAACACAUCGCAAAAAAGCAGAUAAAUUUUCGUAUUCAACGGUGUACCAUAUCAAAGGAACAAACAAACAUAAACUAAAAAUAUUGGUUUCCUUUGCAAGAAUUUUCGCACGAAUUGAUAAAUUUAGUCGUUUGCAUGAUGUUUAUUUUUAGUUUCCAGUUCUUGGCAUUAGGAAGUAAUUGAGGUCCACACGUAAUUUUACUCUUAGAUCAUCUUUUUUUUUUUUGAAAUUUUAAAUUAAUUUUGUUGAUUUCUUUGAAUAUGGUUUAUUUUGUUUUAUUUUGAUUUAUAUAUUUUUAAUGAUACCACAUCUCUGUUACUCAAUUGUAGAAUGUAAUUAUUAUAUUUUUUACUUGUUGUAUUUUAUUUUAAAAUUGAUGUUUAUUGAAUUAAUCAUUUUUUAGUCCUAAGUUUUUUUUUUUACAACAGAAAAUGCCGUUUAAAUUAAAAAAUUAUAAACUUAGUCCAGACCUCUCGUCCAACUUAAAUUUUCUUUCUUUUUUUUUCUUUGACCUGAAAUAAUAAAAUCCUGAACCAGUUUUUUAUCCAUUCAUUUAUUUUCUUGUUUUAUUUUAUAUUUUGAAACUGUUUGGCUUCAUAACUUUACUUUGCUAAAUUAGUAGCCCUUUCAUCACUUACUGAUACUUGUGUUAAAUAAUUUGAGUCAUCAAUCUUCUUUUACAAAGAUCUUGCGUUCAUGAAAAUUUCAUGCACUGCCAUCAUUAAAUUUUUUUACCAGUAAUUAGAGAAAGAAAAUAUGCAGUCGGAUGGUUUCUUACGAAUUGUUUCGGGGGCAAGGAAUACUUCGUGAAGGUUUUUUGUCACAUUCCCGUAUUGAAGAUCAUAUCUACUUACUCGGCUAGCAUAAAACAACAAGAAUUUAAUGAAUGAAGGAAAAUGACUAUGAAUUUUAAAACUUAGCUUUAGCUACCGUUGAAGUCUUCACUGAUUAUUUAUCCAGUGUCAAUGUCAUUUUCGGAUCUCAGAGUUAUACCAAGAAAAUGAAUGAUAGUAAUAAAUAAAAAUAAUAAAACUAAAGGAAUGAACGAAAUAAAAAAGGGAGUCAAUUCUGUAUUGCGCUUUUUUCUUUUUUCUUCUCCUAUUUCAUCACUUCUAAUUGUCUGUCAGAAAUCAGUUCUUAAUUGAAAUUUUCAUCAAUUCAUUUGUGCAUAAAUCAUGAAGCGAUAGUAAAAAUUCCUGUAGCAGUGUCCCAGUCAAAGAAAUCAUGAUAAAGAAAUGAAGGACCAGAUUGUGGUUUUAUCCAUGAGUCAUUCAAACGGAGUGACAGUGACUUUACAGUUGGGAAUUAAAUUUCUGUAUAAGACUGAAAAGCUCUUCAAAGAGGGAAAUAGCCCAUUUGAACACAAUUUUCUCUCAUGGACUCAUGCCGUUUGGUGCCUAAAUAAUUAUGACGGAUCAGAAAGGCAGCUGUGAACAAGUUUCACUAUCGCCUUCCUGAUCAGUCUUAACUAAAGGUGCACUAAGCGGCAUAUCAUACAUGGUUCAAUUUUGCUCUAGUAAGCAUUUUCCUUCCUUCACGAAAAUUGCAGUUUUUUACCAAAUUUUAAUACACUGUUGCAAAGUUACCAUCUCUCUAUCUAAAUAAAUGAAGCAAAAAACAGUACCGAGUGGACAAAUUUGCCCCCCUCCCCCCUCCCUCCCUUACUCACCAUUAAGGGAGACCUUCAUACCAAUCAUACAUCAGUACAUGCAAUUUAUUUUCAAAUUCAAAAAUUCUUUGCAGGCAACUUACCCACAGAGUACGUAUUGGUGAUGAUUAAAUUUAGUACUGAGUAGACAAUCUUGUGCAUUUUUUGUGGUACUUUUUUCCAUCAUUUGUUGAUGAGUGAUUUUUGCUUUUCAGCAAAUAAUAAUAACUUUGAUCUAAUUGUCAAAUCUAAGUAUUAAAGUAAUGUGCUCUUUUUGAAGAUAAGUGAUGACGCGUCAUCCGCUGUUGAUGUAAUCCAUGAUAUCCUCCACAACAUCAGUGACAUCAAUGCAACCAGCUAGAAUGAAUCGCAUCGACUGUAAAACUCCCAAGCCACAUUUCGGUUUGCAAUCUCCAAAGUGAAAAACUACUCAAGUUAAUUUUCUUUAAACUUCUGUGAUUUUUCCCUUCAGUGAGAAGAAAAUUCUGUGAACACCUCCGGGAAUGAUGUUGAUUUGUUCUCCUUCAAAAGAAUAAAAUGGGAGCAGAGAUUUUAAAACACUGCAAACAAGAUAUGUGGUUUUUGGAGUUUUACCGUCAAUAUUUUGAUGAAAUCGUGCUAGGAGGAAUCUUUGUAUAUGCAUUCACGUACAAAUUGAUGAUGAAACUAGUAAGUUACACUUCCCCUCAAAAAUUAAAAUAUGAUGGGAGACUUGUGAAGUGGCAAAUCAAGGCAAUUUUUUUCCAUUUAUUUAUUUAUUUAUUUAGCUUUGCAUUGAAAUGUUUGAUGAUGCCUCUGUUUUGCACAUCAAAACAUGAUUAUGCACAGGGUGAUUUGAAAAUCCUGCACCAUCAAGCAUUAACCUCGUAACUUUUGAUCAGAUUCAGAUAGAGACUUGAAAUUUUGUUAGUGCUCCUAGAUCAAAGAAUUCUAUCUUUGGCAACCCCCCAAAAUUCCAAGGGAAUCAUCCUGAAAAGGGGUAAGAACCCUGGGGGGUUAUGAAGAUGGUGCAGGACUCUUGAAUCACCCUGUAUGUGUCACUUGUGCAACCUGAUUUAUAAUUAAAUUUAUAAUUCAUUGAGUAUUCCGGUACAUAACCACCUCUACUUUCGGGUGGUAGUAGGGCAAACCUAGACGGUUACUGCUGUAAUGAUUUUCAAAACUGUUGCGUUCGGUUUUAGUCCUUGAGAAAGUCUGGAGUCUGGAGUAUUGAUUAGUUCUUACUAUCUAAAAACUUGGUAAAUUCACUCUUGUGUUCUGUACCAUUUUUUUUUCAUCUCCUCCCCUCGCCCUCUUCUUUUGUGCGUUUGUAUCAUAAAAGAAAGAUCAAUAGAAAUAUUUUACUAACUGUACAUAUUUCCUCUAUAUUUUUGGAAUUCCCUUAAUAUUCCUUCGUUUUCAUACCCAUACAGGUAUGUGUGUAUGUACAUGUUGUGGAUAGUUAAAUAUUGCAUUGUACAGUCAGAGCAGUUGACCAUUCAUACUUUUAUUUUCAUCAGAUUGGAACGUGAAAUGUAAUUUUCAAUGAAUAUACGGUCAGUGUGUAUAUUCUUUUAUUUUUUAUAUCUUUUCGGAAAUUGACAUUGCCCCUUUUCCCUGGUAAUUAAAGUGAAGUGGAUUGUCCAUAAUAGUUUUUGUUGUGGUGCGUUAAUAAGUUUAAAUAUACUAAUACUGUAUCAAUGAAAGAAGGGUCAUGAGGACAUUUUGUGAAAUCAGCAGAUGGCAAACACUUGAUGAAUAUGACAAAUUUACUUGUAACUCAUUUAAUAUUAUCAGGUGAACGUUCUUCAACUGCAUCUCAGUCGUUUUUGCACCAUACUAUACAGAUAUAUGUUUAGUCCCCCUUCUUUGAAAGUUUAAGAUUCACAAUUACAAAUCAUCACGAUCAACUCAGAACAUGUUAUAUCUUAAUAUUAAUUAUUAAUUUUUGUGAUAUUCCUAGUAAACAAACGUUUAUUACUGUAUUAUUUUAUUGAUAAUAACAAUAAAUAUUGUUAUAUUUUAAGUCAUUAUAAUAAUUCUGUAUCUAUUAACUGUAUAUCGUAAUGUGUUUGUACAAAGAACGUGUACAUGUACCUAUACAUUGUUUGUUUAGUUGAUUUCAUUAAACCUAUGUUCAAAUACAUGGAGAAUAUAUUUUACUUUUACUUCUA